AUGGUCUUUGUCCAAUAUCGCCUCCCUGACGUCCUCUCUGUUAUCUGUGGUCGGAAUGUCCACGACCCUGUUGCCCUCAAUCCUCACUAUGCCGAACUCGACGCUUAUUUCGUCGACUGGAUCAAUGCUCAGAAGCUGAGCCCUGCUACUCAGAAAUCAUGGAUCGCAGUCCAAAUGCCCUUGCUCGCCUCUCUCACAAAUCCUCAUAUGACGCUUGACCAGCUUCGGGUCUGUCUGGAGUACAUGGUUCUGUCCUUGGGUAUGGAGGACUUAACAGACACUGCGUCAAGUGAAGAGUCCAAGAAGUGGGCUCACUUCUUCAUGGAUCUACUCCGAAGCCCCGGAAACACAGACGAACGGCUGUUGAAAGCUCACCCAAUGAUCGGUAACGUUUGUGUCGUUAGCUUCUCCGUGCGGGUAAUGAAGGACCUUGGACCUACCUACACCUUGCCGUUCAUCCAGAGCAAUGAUGAACUAGUUCGCGGAAUGGUACAAGAAUCCUUGGACAGAGAGGCCGAAGAAACCGAUGCCGAUCAAUCUACGUCUUCGGUCGAAGCUUACAUCCAUGCUAGAAGGACGACCAUAGGCAUUCAACCUGUUUUGGUUCUCGGCCGGUGGGCCAGAGGUUUAGACCUACCAGACGAAGUAUUGUGUUCUGAACAAGUAACGGGAAUGGUCGAUGCUACUAUCGACAUGGUCUUCCUUGCAAACGAUAUAUAUUCCUACAAGAAGGAGCGCAUCGCUGGUGCCGUUCAACACAACAUUGUCACCGUUGCAAUGAAUGACGAAUCCGCUCGAGUGGGAAGCUCCAACGUUCAGGGCGCUGUGGACUACGCCUACGAGUUGAUCCACACGGCUCAUGAUCGCUUCCAACGGCUAUUAGCCGAGCUGUCUUCUACACCCAUGUGGAACACUUACCAAGACGCCCUUGAAAAAUACGCAGAGAACAUGCACGACUGGGCCGUCGGGAAUGUUGUUUGGAGUUUGGCGAGCCCAAGAUACUCCGUCUUCGACAACCCCUCUGCCAAGUCUACGAUGAUGAUCGAAUUUUAUGCCCCAUUGUGA
Messenger RNA from Pleurotus ostreatus (oyster mushroom), 1065 nucleotides. RefSeq lists its product as uncharacterized. The record is from RefSeq and is a predicted model, not a curated record. NCBI's taxonomy places the organism in Eukaryota, Fungi, Basidiomycota, Agaricomycetes, Agaricales, Pleurotaceae. Bases 1 to 1065 code for a protein of 354 amino acids. The transcript has 5 exons.